CUCUCCUCCCUCUCUCCUGUCUCCUCUGCUCUCUCAGUCAAGCCUGCUCUGUGAGCACUUAGAUGGAAUAGCAGCAUUUUUCUUCUGUGGUGUCACUGGAGGAACAAGGUGUUUUAAAGAGGGGAGGGGGAACGAUUAAAUAAGAUCCAGAUCUGGUUUGGUACCCGGCUCUGCUCAAGCGGGACCAGCACUGGAGGGAGCCCCUGAAAGCAGGCAGGCGUGACCGGUCGGGCUUCCUGAGCGGCGCAGUCAUGGGCAGGCCGGAGGGGUUGGCCAGGCCACCUCUGGUGUCAGCCAUGGUGCUCUCCCUCCUGGCUCUCUCUCUCCUCUCCACCGGCGUCUCCAGCCUCCCACAGCCCCUGCCAAGAGUCUUCCUUUCCUUUGAGGACCUGCAGGUCUCCCAGUCCUUUGAACACUACAGCAUAUCAGACAAGGCCAUGGACUACAGGAUCCUGCAGAUGGACGAGGACCAGGACAGGAUGUAUGUGGGCUGCAAAGACCACGUCCUCUCCAUGGACAUCAACAACAUCACCCAUGGCACGCUCAAGGUGUUUUGGCCUGCGUCUACAAGCAAGAUAGAGGAAUGCCAAAUGGCUGGAAAGGACCCUACGCACGGCUGUGGGAACUUCAUCCGCGUGGUGCAGCCUUACAACAGGACUCACCUGUUCAUGUGUGGCAGCGGAGCCUACAGCCCCGUCUGUGUGUACGUCAACAGGGGCCGCAGACCAGAGGAACAAGUUUUUCACAUUGACUCGAGGACCGAAUCUGGGAAAGGGAGGUGCUCCUUCAACCCACAAGUGAACACAGUCUCCGUCAUGCUCAACCAGGAGCUGUUCUCAGGCAUGUACAUUGACUUCAUGGGGACAGAUGCUGCCAUCUUCAGGAGCUUGACCAAGAGAAAUGCAGUGCGGACAGACCAGCACAACUCCAAGUGGCUUAGCGAGCCAAUCUUCAUUGACGCCCACCUGAUACCAGACGGAACCGACCCCAAUGAUGCCAAAUUGUAUUUUUUCUUCCGCGAGAGGCUAACAGAUAACAAUGGAAAUACUAAAAAUAUCCACACCAUGGUGGCCAGAGUGUGUCCAAAUGACAUUGGAGGACAGCGGAGUCUGGUGAACAAAUGGACCACCUUCCUUAAGGCCAGGAUGGUGUGUUCAGUUCUGGAGGAAGAUGGCACCGAAACUCACUUUGACGAACUGGAAAGUAUGUUUUUGCUGGAGACCGAUCAGCCCAAGGGCCUGUUGGUAUUCGGCGUCUUCACAUCCACAAGCUCCGUGUUCAAAGGCUCAGCAGUGUGUGUGUACAACAUGGCCGACAUCCUCACCGUCUUCAACGGGCCCUUCGCUCACAGAGAGGGACCCAACUUUCAGUGGGUGGCUUUCCAAGGGCGGAUCCCUUAUCCAAGGCCUGGAACUUGUCCCGGUGGAGCCUUCACACCGGACAUCCAGACAACAAAGGAGUUCCCAGACGACGUGGUGACUUUCGUACGAAACCAUCCAGUCAUGUUCAACCCCAUCUACCCGGUGGGGAGGAGGCCUCUGGUGGUCCGCACCAACACCGACUACAAAUACACUUCAGUGGCCGUCGACCAGGUCAUGGCUGCCGACGGCAACUACCAAGUGCUCUUCCUGGGCACAGACAAAGGUACAGUUCAGAAGGUGAUUGUGCUGCCAAGCAAUAAUUCCCUGCAUGAAGAUCUGAUCCUGGAGGAGCUGGAAGUGUUUAAGAAUCAAGCUCCUGUCACAAACUUGAGAAUAUCCUCUAAGAAACAACAGCUGUACGUCAGCUCGGAGUUCGGGGUCUCGCAGGUCUCCCUGCACCGUUGUCAGGCUUACGGCUCGGCUUGCGCUGACUGCUGCCUCGCCAGAGACCCCUACUGCGCCUGGGACGGACUCAGCUGCUCCCGCUUCUAUCCCACCGGCAAAAGGAGAAGCAGAAGGCAGGACAUUAUUCAUGGAAAUCCACUCACUCAGUGCAGAGGAUUCAAUCUGAAAGCCUACAGAAACGCAGUGGAGAUGACGCAGUAUGGCGUGAAGAACAACACCACUUUCCUGGAGUGUUUUCCCAAAUCUCCCCAGGCCUCGAUUCGCUGGCUUAUUCAGAGGGACAACGACAGGAGGAAAGAGGUGAAGCUGAGCGACCGCAUCCUCUCCACGGAGCACGGCCUCCUCAUCCGCUCCGUCCAGCUGUCUGACCAGGGGCUUUACUACUGCCUGACCACCGAGAACAGCUUCAAACGCACCGUCGCCAAGAUCCGCCUGCGAGUGCUGAGCGAGGCCAUGGUGAGCGUGCUGACAGACAAGCAGCAGUCGCCGUGGGCCUGGGCCAGCUCGUUGCACCCCAAGGUCCUGUUGGCAGCCUUCAGUCCAGCAGAGAGCCUGGCUGUUCAACAGUACUGCAAGGAGAGGAAGGAGCUGCAGAACCUCCAGCAGAGGCAGCAGCAGCAGCAGCAGCAGCAGGCUCAGCCACCUGGACCUCUCAGGGGGGACCUGGCCAAACUGAAGCCCCUGCUGGACCGGAGGAAGAGCCGCAACCGCCGCAAUCACCUCCCAGAGGUCUGACGCAGGGCGCUGGCUGCUGCAGUGACUGACAUGCACGCCUUCCUCUCUCUAAAUCCAGAUCCUCAUUUCUCCAACUCUCAUCUCAAACUGCAGAACUGCACCGUGGACGUACAGUAAAACGAGGAGGUGGGAGCGGGAGGUUGUUUUUCGGCAAUAUCUCGAUUUCUUGCAUGAGGCUAUGUGACCAGAUGGCUGUGGCAUACACAAACGUGCACACUCACAGGCACCCGCAAGCCGCUCACCACAAACUGACGUGGCCCUGUUACGAGUGCCACUAAUACACUGUGGUCUCAGCUGAUGUCGGUUAUGAUAAUAAGCACGAGAUGCAGCUAUGAUCUUAUCAUAUUUUAGAUAUUAGGGGGAAAUUGGACCGGCUCGAUGUCAGCUCACAAAGGGUUUGUUCUCGAAGAGGAGAAUGAAAAGGGACAAAAAAGGAGACAGAUGCAUGUUUGACAGUGGGUGCCCCCUCGAAGUAUUACACUCGUAUUUUAUUAGGUUCUACUUGUCUGUAUUUACUUCAAACUAACACAAUUGUCUUUGCUCGGUGAAAUGACAUGUAGGGUAAUAAAACGUCCACUUUUUCUCCUCACAGGCUGAGCUCUGUCCAUACAGACAGCAAGUGGUCCCCAAGUGUGAGUCACAAAUGGAUUAGUUCAAAGGCCAAACUUGACACCAAGCUGCCCGAGCAGCUAUAGCAGUAAGACACCGAACUGAAACUGAACGUCUGUGUGAGCUGUUGCAAACAUCUUCCCUGAUCUCUCCCAUAUUUAUUCCCAUUACUCGGACGUACACGUUAAGAGAAUGUGCAUCGCUGUAAUUCAGCCGCUGCUGUAGUAUUAUGUCACAUUUCUCUCAUUUCUAGCACAGAAGCAUGAUUAUAGAAAUUCAUGAGUAACAUAGAGGUCUCUUAAUUCUUGCCUGGAUUAGAUUUGGGAAACCAAACUAGCGGAUACGCACAUUUUAGUCAUUGUAAAGCUUGGAAAUUUCGAGUUUACAUCGUGAGGUACAGUGGGUGCUGAAACAUGACAAUAUCCUUCUUUGGAUCAAAGUUUUCCAGCUUGUCUGCAGCAAAGUGGACGUAUUUGUAAUUCAGUAAUCGUCAGUGAGAUAGUUUGUGAGAUAGCCCAUUUGAUAUGUGAAUAGACUUUUGUUUCAGGAGCGUAGUUAAUGUAGAUAGAGAUUAUUUGUUGCUUCUGUACAGGGUGUUGUUGUUUCUUUAUUUGUUUCAUCCUUUUAAUUUAAAAUACAUUUUCAUUGUGUACAUAAUUUCGACACGUUUCACCAGCUGUGACUGUAUCUGCAAAUUGCAGAGAUAUGCAGCAUUGUUUUCAUUUUGAGAAAGGACAGCAGUACCAUCCCUCCUACAGAUCUCUGCUCCACGUUUAAUCAAAGUGUGCGACCAGCAUCAUGUCAGCUUCAGCUCUGUGUGAUUUCAGUGUUAUGAAACAUAUGUAUUUCUAUUUAUUAAUGUCUUGAUAGCCUGAAUAAAUCUGUUCAGAUGAAUCUCGA
Scatophagus argus is the source of this 4070-nucleotide messenger RNA. RefSeq names its product sema domain, immunoglobulin domain (Ig), short basic domain, secreted, (semaphorin) 3C (gene sema3c). Lineage: Eukaryota; Metazoa; Chordata; Actinopteri; Scatophagidae. The record is from RefSeq and is a predicted model, not a curated record. The coding region runs from base 252 to 2561 and encodes 769 amino acids. Gene Ontology annotation, biological process: axon guidance; semaphorin-plexin signaling pathway; positive regulation of cell migration. The transcript has 18 exons. Gene Ontology annotation, molecular function: semaphorin receptor binding; chemorepellent activity.